CGCGUGGUUAUUAGACUGUUAAAGACUUAGAAAUUAUCAAGUGAAAGUUCUUUAAAAAAAAAAAAAGAUAAGAAAGAAAGAAAAAACAGCCUUUAUUACCUUUCACCUUUAGCGUAACGCCUUUUGAUCGAGGUAUUUUAUCUUCGUCGUCCUUUUAAUUGAUAACAAGUAGUAUUGUUUAAUCCAUCAGCACGACUGGCAUAUUUGAAGUUGCAAAAAUUACUGUCGUCUCUCUCCCUGCGCGUCGUCCUUAUUCGGUUGCAGAAACCCUAAUCAGCAUGGGAGAUAACCGUCAUUCUUUUGUCCAUCAUGCUCUUGGUGGUGGCUCAGUGGCCGAUGUGUUGUUGUGGAGGAGAUGGUGUGCUAGUGUUACUCUGCUUGUCAGUUCCACUGCGCUUUGGAUUCUGUUUGAGAGAGCUGGAUAUAAUGUCCUUUCCUUUAUUGCCAAUGUUAUGUUGCUUCUAGUUGUGAUCCUCUUCUUCUGGGCUAAAUCUGCCUCACUUCUUAACAGGCCUUUACCGCCUAUCCCUGAUUUGGAGGUUCACGAGGAAUCUGUGGUAAAGGCUGCUGACACGAUGCGUGUUUGGAUCAAUCAUGUCCUGAUGAUAGCCCAUGAUAUUGCUAUUGGUGGGAAUUUAAAACUUUUUGUUAAGGUUUCAAUUGUCUUGUGGCUGAUAUCUUAUGUUGGUAGUUUCUUCAACCUCCUCACUUUUAUCUACAUGGGAAUUCUUUUUAGCUUGUCUGUGCCUCUGUUGUAUGACAAGUACCAAGAUCAAAUUGAUGACAAGCUUAUUCUAGCACAAAAGGUCAUUCAGACACAGUACAGGAAAAUUGACGAUAAUGUACUGAGAAAGAUUUCAAGGUCUUCAAAUAAGGAAAAGAAGACUCAGUAAACUGUUGAACCUGUAGAACUGCAUCAUUCAAACAUAGUUGGGAUGAGGUUUGAUUGCCUUGCAACGCAGUGGUUUAAGAAGGCUGAACUUACUAGUUUUUUCUUAUUUUUUGUGAAUGGUUCUCGAUGAUCUUGGUUAAUGGAAGUGCUUGUGGCAGAUGAAGUAAUGGUUUACAUGAUUGGAAUUGAAAUAGUGGCAUUGUGAUUUUGAUUGGUCCAUCCACAAGCAUUUCAAUGGAGCUAUAUUGCAUACUCUAGAAGUUCUCUUUGGCUAUCCGUUUAGAAUCUUUAUGAUGCUUGGCGCCUAGUAUUUGUACUCUAAUCUAGUUUACUUUGAGCACCUUAGUAACUGCAGCUGAUUUUUUCCUUUUUUUUUGAGGGGUUGAAGUCUCACCUUGGUAGUUGAUGGCCAGUUUUUUAACACGAAUUUCUUUUAGAUAACUUUGGAAAAAAGUUGGUGGAGAAAUGCUAUGUGAUUGAUUUGAA
This is a messenger RNA of Capsicum annuum, 1378 nucleotides long. Its product is annotated as reticulon-like protein B11. The coding region runs from base 279 to 893 and encodes 204 amino acids. The record is from RefSeq and is a predicted model, not a curated record. The transcript has 6 exons. Lineage: Eukaryota; Viridiplantae; Streptophyta; Magnoliopsida; Solanales; Solanaceae.